CGGAAGGCGGUGCAGAGCCGGGCUGUCCGGCGCGUGGGGCGGCGGCAUGCAGAGGGACCCCGGCCCGCGGGGCGCGCGCCGCGCGCUGGGCCGCCUGCUGGAGGCGGUGCUGGCGAGCCGCGGCGAGGCCAACGCCGUGUUCGACAUCCUGGCCGUGCUGCAGUCCGAGGACCAGGAGGAGAUUCAGGAUGCGGUGCGCGCGUGCAGCCGCCUUUUCGGGGCCUUGCUGGAGCGGGGGGAGCUGUUCGUGGGCCAGCUGCCCCCAGAGGAGGCCGUCAUGGCAGGGUCCCAGGGGGCCACUCGGAAGUACAGGGUGUGGAUGAGACACCGAUACCAGAGCUGCUGCAACCGCCUGGCGGAGCUCCUGGCCCACCCCUCGUUUCAGGUCAAGGAGCUGGCCCUCGGCACACUCAUGAAGUUCGUGCGGCUGGAGGGCGCACAUCCCCUGGAGAAACCCAAGUGGGAGGGCAGCUACCUGUUCCCCCGCCAGCUCUUGAAGGCGGUGGUGGAAGGCCUGCUGUCCCUGGAGGAGGACCGCUCGCUGCUCCUCUCCCAGUUCCGGGAGUACCUGGAGCACGACGACGUCCGCUACCAUGUGAUGCAGGCGGUCACAGACACGGUGGCCCGGGUCGCCAGCGGGCACCCCGAGGUGCCCCUCGCCUUCUGGAACAACGCCUUCACGCUGCUGUCCGCCGUGAGCCUGCCUCUCCAGGAGAGCGACCUUGCUAACUUCUAUGUGAAGCGCUCAGAGCUGUCGGACAAGUGGAAGGUCACCCAUCUCAAGGAGCACCGGAGGGCCUUCCAGGCGAUGUGGCUCGGCUUCCUCAAGCACAAGCUGCCCCUCAGCCUCUACAAGAAGGUGCUGGUGAUCGUGCAUGACGCCAUCCUGCCCCACCUGGCCCAGCCCAGUCUCCUGAUCGACUUCCUCACUCGUGCCUACGACGUGGGGGGCGCCAUCAGUCUCCUGGCCUUGAACGGACUUUUCAUCCUGAUUCACAAGCACAACCUGGAGUACCCCGACUUCUACCGGAAGCUCUACGGUCUCAUGGAUCCGUCCAUCUUCCACGCCAGGUACCGGGCGCGCUUCUUCCACCUGGCCGACCUCUUCCUGUCGUCCUCCCACCUGCCCGCCUACCUGGUGGCCGCCUUCGCCAAGCGCCUGGCCCGCCUGGCCCUGACGGCGCCGCCCGAGGCCCUGCUCCUGGUGCUGCCGUUCGUCUGCAACCUGCUGCGCAGGCACCCGGCCUGCCGCGUGCUCGUGCACCGGCCCCGGGGCCCCGAGCUGGAUGCCGACCCCUACGACCCCGACGAGGAGGACCCCGCCAAGAGCCGGGCCCUGGAGAGCUCGCUGUGGGAGCUGCAGGCCCUGCAGCGGCACUACCACCCCGAGGUGUCCAAGGCCGCCGGCGUCAUCAACCAGGUGCUGUCUGUGCCCGAGGCCAGCAUCGCGCCCCUCCUGGAGCUCACGGCGUUCGAGAUGUUCGAGCGGGACCUGAAGAAGAAGGGGCCUGAGGCGGUGCCGCUGGAGUUCAUCCCGGCGCAGGGCCUGCUGGGCCGGCCGGACGACCUCUGUGCCCAGCACUUCUCUCUCGGCUGACCUCGGCGCCCCGCCCCCCAAUAAACGGUUUUGUAGGAGA
This is a messenger RNA of Phyllostomus hastatus (greater spear-nosed bat), 1637 nucleotides long. It is a transcript of the gene NOC4L, whose product is annotated as nucleolar complex associated 4 homolog. The record is from RefSeq and is a predicted model, not a curated record. NCBI's taxonomy places the organism in Eukaryota, Metazoa, Chordata, Mammalia, Chiroptera, Phyllostomidae. Gene Ontology annotation, cellular component: nucleolus; Noc4p-Nop14p complex; small-subunit processome. Gene Ontology annotation, biological process: ribosome biogenesis. Bases 47 to 1597 code for a protein of 516 amino acids. The transcript is spliced from 15 exons.